This is a messenger RNA of Salvelinus fontinalis (brook trout), 3786 nucleotides long. Its product is annotated as zinc finger protein 711-like. NCBI's taxonomy places the organism in Eukaryota, Metazoa, Chordata, Actinopteri, Salmoniformes, Salmonidae. Gene Ontology annotation, molecular function: RNA polymerase II transcription regulatory region sequence-specific DNA binding; DNA-binding transcription factor activity, RNA polymerase II-specific; metal ion binding. The record is from RefSeq and is a predicted model, not a curated record. The coding region runs from base 547 to 2769 and encodes 740 amino acids. Gene Ontology annotation, cellular component: nucleus. The transcript is spliced from 9 exons. Gene Ontology annotation, biological process: regulation of transcription by RNA polymerase II.
AUUAUAUUAUUACGUAUGUGAAGUUGUAAGAAACGGGCCAGCAGUUUUAGAAUCAACUGUUGAAGACCGAGUGCAGUUUGUCUCCUACUUCCCCACCGCCCCCACCUUUCCGAGCUAACAGCGAGCUACGUGAUUGGUCCAGGCCUGAAAAACAGCCUUCAGGAUCUAGAAUGUUGUACAGGCCUUGCAUUCGCACCAUGAGAAAUAUAACCAAAUUUAAUAAUACGACUGCGGAAAUACUGUUCAAACCGGAAAAGUGGAAUUAAAACAAGACAGUAGUGACUUGAUUUGGUGUUUCUCCUCCCUAGCUGAUUUUUAAAAAACAUAACACUUCCCUGAUGGUUUGAGAGCUCAGAAUCAAAUCAGACGCUGUUAUCCAGAGCGACUUACAGUUAGUGCAUUCAUAGCUAGGUUGGACAACCACAUAUCACAGUCAUAGUAAGUACAUUUUUCCUCAAUAAAGUAGCAACCAGCAAAGUCAGAGCUAGUAAGAAAAAUAAAAGAAUCCUCCUCAUUUGUGUUUGUAGCAGACAGGAUAAAAAGAGAAUGGACCAUGGUGGAGGGGUCUUGAACUUUCAGAUGCAAGACUCAAAGAUGCCACACACAAUGAUAAUGCAGGAUUUUGAGGCGGUGCUGGUGUCAGAUGUGGUGACUGACGAGGAGGGAAUCAUGUUUGAGCAUGACCUGGGGUCAGAGGUUGUAGAGGGGCCAGACAUCUGCUGCAGCGACGAGCCUGACGGCAUAAUCAUGACUGAGUCGGUCCUGGGGGCCGAGGUGGCCAUUGAGGACGUGCUGGAUUCUGACCACCAUCACCAUGUGCUGACAACAAAUCUCAUAGAGGAAUCUGAUAGGGUUCCUGACCAGGUGUUUGAAAUUGUCACUGAGGAGGUCAUGGUCUCCAACUGCAACUCAGAGACGUAUGUGGAGGAGCAGGAGGAGAUUGAAGACUCUGCAGUCACCAUCCAGGAGCCGGACAACGAGGCUGGAGAGAGCGUCUCCGAGGACUACCUGAUGAUCUCCUUGGACGAUGUUGGGGAGAAGUUGGACAUGGAGGACACACCCCUGAAGAUGGGUUCUGAGGUGAUGGAGGAUGGCUCCAAAGAGGGUGACUACGACUCUGAGUGCAUCAAAGUCUACAUCUUCAAGGCAGAGGCUGAUGAUGAUGUUGACAUAGGUGGCACAGAGAUUGUAGCUGAGAGCGACUUCCACAACGGUCACGCAGUGCUGGAGACUGGGGGCAUUGGCAAGCUGUCUCGAGAGAAGAUGGUCUACAUGGCAGUGAAAGACCCGUCCCAGGAGGAUUCAGAGAUCAACUGCACUGAGAUGGCGGAUGAGGUGUACAUGGAGGUGAUAGUGGGAGAGGAGGAUGCCCCUGCCAUCCAGGACUCACUGGAUGACUCCAGCCACAAUAAGAACUUCGGCACUGUUGCCUGGGCUGCAGCUUAUGGUAACAGUCUGGACUCCAGGCUGGAGAACAAGAACAACACAGGGACACAUUACCUGAAGAUCAGCGACAGCCUGAGUACAAGUAGAGCUCUCAAACAGAAGAUCAAGAAAAAGAAAAAGGGAGAGACACGUCAGUGUCAGACAGCUGUGAUCAUUGGUCCAGAUGGCCAGCCUCUGACUGUGUACCCCUGCAACAUCUGCGGGAAGAAGUUCAGAUCGCGGGGCUUCCUGAAGAUCCACAUGAAGAACCACCCCGACCACAUCUUCAAGAAGAAGUACCAGUGCACAGACUGCGAUUUCACCACCAACAAGAAGGUAAACUUCCACAACCACCUGGAGGGCCACAAGCUCAUAGUGAAGAGUGACCGGGUCUCAGAAUUCACUGAGGUCACAAGGCGUUACUGUGUGGAGAGCCCACUCAGCUCCAAUAAGCUCAUCCUACGUGACCAGGAGCCCAAGCUGCACCACUGUAAGUACUGUGACUAUGAGACAGCCGAGCAGGGCCUUCUCAACCGCCACUUGCUGGCUGUCCACAGCAAGAGCUUUGCCCAUGUGUGUGUGGAGUGUGCUAAAGGUUUCCGCCACCCCUCUGAGCUCAAAAAGCACAUGAGGACCCACACGGGUGAGAAGCCCUACCACUGCCAGCACUGUGAGUUCUGCUGUGCCGACCAGUCUAACCUGAAGACCCACAUAAAGAGCAAGCAUGGAGCGGAGCUGCCGUUCAAGUGUGGCCACUGUCCCCAGGCCUUCUCUGACGAGCGGGAGCUGCAGAAGCACAUGGAGAUAUUCCAGGGCCACAAGACGCACCAGUGUCCGCACUGCGAGCACAAGAGCACCAACUCCAGCGACCUGAAGCGCCACAUCAUCUCCGUGCACACCAAGGACUUCCCUCACAAGUGUGACGUGUGUGAAAAGGGCUUCCACCGGCCCUCGGAGCUGAAAAAACACACAGAGACUCACAAAGGUGCCAGGCUGCACCAAUGCCGCCACUGUGACUUUAAGACCCCAGACCCCUUCAUACUCAGUCGCCACAUCCUGUCCGUCCACACCAAAGACUUACCCUUCAAGUGCAAGCGCUGCCGACGGGGCUUCAGGCAUCAGCUGGAACUGAAGAAGCACAUGAAGACCCACAGUGGGCGGAAAGUGUACCAGUGCCAGUACUGUGAGUACAGCUCCUCGGACGCUUCAGGUUUCAAACGGCACGUCAUAUCCAUCCACACCAAGGACUAUCCCCACCGCUGUGACUACUGCACUAAAGGCUUCCGUAGGCCCUCUGAAAAGAGCCAGCACAUUGCACGGCAUCACAAGGAUGUUUUAAUGUAAAGUGCUUCUUCACACUCCCUUUCCCAUAUUCAGAACAAUCUGAUUCUCACUCACUAUAGAGCAGGGAAAUACAAUUAUUUCAAUGUGAUAAAUAAAGGAUGACAAUUGUCACAUUUUCUUCGAACUGCAUUAGUAAUUUAUUAACUUGUCCUCACAUCACCAUUAGUACUCAAACCUGGGGUGCUAUUCAAACAAACCUCAAGUCAGGUAAAUCCUGAAUCAGAACACUGCUUGAAAGCACACAUUUUCUCAGUACCGUAGUAUGCUUGUCUGGGUUGUUUGAAUAGCACACCACUUGUCAUAUGCAGUAUCAGUGGUAAGAUAAUGCUGUAAUUUGAUUUUAACUAAUGGCGUGUUUAUCUGUUGACUGUAUUCUCACUGUUGACCUUGGGGUAACCAUUAUCUGACAAGUCAUUGUAUGAUUUUUAGUAAUGCUACUGCUAGCAAAUUGUGAAAAACAUGCAUUUAAAGACCCAGUUCUAAUUUCAAACAAACAGUCAUCUGUAUCAGUUUUCUCUGUAUUCAAAGGCAUGAAAAGGGGAUGUGGACAACCCAGCUUUUUACUUGUAUUUGUCCUUUAUGCUUUGAAAUAAUCGCUUGUCAAACAAUCAGGGGUUUUAAUUUUUCCCAUGAGGUAAAAUCAUGUUGCUCAAAGCCAAUAAAAUGUUUACUAUCAGGAAUGUCUCAUGUAUCAGAUCCAAAUCAGUGUUAUCUAUUCUCUGUCUGUCAACUGAAAUAUUAGGAGCUUCUUUAGUAAAUAAAGACAUCUCCUGAUGAAUUGUUCACCUCAACCUAUUACUUUCAUUCACUCUUUUUGCCAUCAUUCAGUAACAAAGAAUGUACCAACAAGUGGAUUUGUGUUAAGAUGACAGUGUUUUGCAUCUUACAAUAAGGGCGACUACUGACACCAAGUUAUCCCAUGAUUGACCUAGAGGUGGAAUUAAGAUUGUAUUUUGUUUAUUGAUUUAAAAUUAUUAACAUCUGAUUUGUAGAAAAUAAAUGUUCUUUUUGAAAGUA